GCCCUCAUUUUUCACUUCUAUCAAGAUGAGCAAUACUUCGUUCGCCGUUUCUUCUCAGCAGGCUAACGUCCCUAACCCUUCGACCGUGCCGGCUGGUGAGCCACAACUUAACCAUGACCUUUCAUUGGAGCCAGGAGGUCUUUAUGUUGUUUUAUUCCGGAUGGCAAAGCCAGGGCAGUAUCAUUGGAGCCUGGUCGUUGCCGCGAACGAGAGAACCGGAAUGAUGUACCACAAUACCAAUCUCGGGGGCGGGCCUUUUCGCUUCGAAGCUCGUUGGCAUCCACACUUGCUCAAUUCAACACACUUUUUGACCGCAAUCAAAAUUUCGAAUCUCACUGCCUUCGAAAGAGAACUUCACUUAGCUUUUGUGGGCGUGCUCGAGCAAAUCCCUAUCCAAGGCAAAACCUGCCGAACCUGGUUGAAGGAGGCGAUUUAUGUUACUGCAGAUCAAGGUUACACCGGAUUCCAACCGGAUCGCAAUCACGUUGAGGUACUGGAGGACGAAGGGUUGUUUUUUGCUGGUCAGGCGUCUAAUGGACAACGCUCAGUUGUUACAAGCCAGGUUUUUAAUAAAUAAGUGCCAACGCCUUGGGUCCUACGGGUCUGCUUCUCGGUCGGGUUUAUUUCUAGAGCAGAAGAGAAUGAAAGGAGAUGCAAUGAUGUGGAGUAAGGGUUUCCUAGCAGUCAAGAUUUGAAAGAUUAUCAUAUGCUCA
This is a messenger RNA of Coccidioides immitis RS, 713 nucleotides long. RefSeq lists its product as uncharacterized. The coding region runs from base 26 to 577 and encodes 183 amino acids. The record is from RefSeq and is a predicted model, not a curated record. Lineage: Eukaryota; Fungi; Ascomycota; Eurotiomycetes; Onygenales; Onygenaceae. The transcript has a single exon.